AUGGCUCUAUCGACUAGUUUUUCCGCUACGUCACCGGCCGUGGUCUUCUCUUCCCCGAACUCUAAAACACUUAACCCUAAAUCUUCUUGUUAUUACCAUCUUCCCAUGAGGAAAUUAAAGAAGAUAAACCCUAAUCUGAACAAACUCCGGGCUGUUCCAGUCAAGGCCGUCUACUCUGCCCCUGAGUCUUGGCCGUCGGCUGCCAGUUCUCGGGAGGGUAUUUGGUCCAUUAGGGAAGAUUUGCAAGUUCCAUCAUCGCCCUACUUCCCUGCCUAUGCUCAGGGAGCACAAGGUCCACCACCCAUGGUGGCAGAGCGGUUCCAGAGUGUUAUUAGUCAGCUCUUCCAAUAUAGAAUCAUUCGCUGUGGUGGGGCGGUAGAUGAUGAUAUGGCCAACAUUAUUGUUGCUCAACUCCUUUAUCUUGAUGCUGUCGAUCCUGAAAAGGAUAUUGUCAUGUAUGUUAAUUCUCCUGGAGGAUCUGUCACUGCUGGUAUGGCAAUUUUUGAUACGAUGAGGCAUAUUCGGCCUGAUGUUUCCACUGUAUGUGUUGGACUAGCCGCAAGUAUGGGAGCUUUUCUGCUGAGUGCUGGCACUAAAGGAAAACGAUAUAGCCUUCCAAAUUCAAGGAUAAUGAUCCAUCAACCUCUUGGUGGAGCUCAAGGUGGUCAGACUGACAUCGAUAUUCAGGCUAAUGAAAUGUUGCAUCACAAGGCCAAUUUGAAUGGAUACUUGGCAUACCACACUGGUCAGAGCCUGGAGAAGAUUAACCAAGACACGGACCGCGAUUUCUUCAUGAGCGCCAAAGAAGCGAAGGAAUACGGGUUAAUAGAUGGCGUUAUCAUGAAUCCCUUGAAAGCUCUCCAGCCAUUGGCAGCUACUGCGGAUCAAUGA
Molecule: messenger RNA, 891 nt
Organism: Oldenlandia corymbosa var. corymbosa
Lineage: Eukaryota; Viridiplantae; Streptophyta; Magnoliopsida; Gentianales; Rubiaceae
Source: the annotation of a GenBank genome assembly